CACAAUAUAUUCCUUAAUGCGUUGUUUAUUAAGCUGUUAAACACAUAACCAAAACAACCAUAACAGAGAGUCCCAAAUCGAAUGUGAGACUCAAACGAAUUCUUCUCUCUUUUUCUCUCUCUCGAUCGAGAAAAAUUCUCCGCCAAGUUUGAGGUUGAUAUUGUAGCAAUCAUGAGAUACAAGAAAGGGAGUAAAGUGGAGGUAUUGAGCAAAAAUGAGGUGCCAUCGGGCUCAUGGCGUUGUGCUGAGAUAAUAAAUGGUAAUGGGCACAACUACACUGUGAAGUAUGACGUGCUUCCACGUUUUACUGAUGAGAAUGUGAUUGUGGAAAGAGUGUCGAGGAGGUCAAUAAGGCCUUGUCCUCCUACCAUAAUUUCAGACAAUUGGAUGCCUGGUGAUGUGAUAGAGGUGUUUCACAGUUCUUCUUGGAAGAUGGCAACAGUGUCAAUGGUUUUGGGUAGGAACUACUAUUUGGUUAGAUUGGUCGGAUCCUUCCAGGAAUUCAAAGUUAGCAAAUAUGACCUUCGGCUGCGGCAAUCUUGGCAGUGUGACCAAUGGAUUGAGAUUGGAAAGGGCUCUGGAAAUGAUGGAGAUGGAAAAAACAAUGAAAGAUCAAGUCUAAAGUACAACCAAUGUUCAGGCUCUCAAAUUGAGCAAAUUUAUGAAAAAAUGAAUCUCCAUGUAAAAGAUGGAUGUGUUGCUGCUCAGAACAACUUCAAUUUCUGCGAGUCCAAUUUUGUUUCCUCUAGAACUCUGAAGCGGGGGCCACCCUAUGAUUACUGUCAAUUGGAUGAACAUAGAGAGAAUGCCCAUAAAUUUCGACUGAUUGAGAAAGAAGGUAGGCAUCAUGGGGUGCCUGCCACAUAUCCAUUCCCGUCACCUGAAAAGGGUUAGAUGAGGCACAUUUCUUGGUGGAAGAAUAAAAGCUCUGGCUGUCAAGUGUGAGCAUGCUACUUCAACAGCAGUUACAUGCGUGCAUAAUUGGAGGAUUUUUAUGACAGCAAUGAUAUGUGUAUGUGCAACCACAUUAUAUGUGCUGUUUCCCUCUCUGGAAGAAUUUUUUCAAGACUUGAUAAAAUGUACACGGUGUUUGUCAAUCAAAACUCGCUAUUUCCAGCCUGAUAUUUUAAUACAGUGAGUUGUUCGUUCGAAGCUGUGGAUAUGCUGUCUGUCGCACUUCAUUGAGUUUUCUUUC
Ilex paraguariensis (yerba mate) is the source of this 1195-nucleotide messenger RNA. The record is from the annotation of a GenBank genome assembly. NCBI's taxonomy places the organism in Eukaryota, Viridiplantae, Streptophyta, Magnoliopsida, Aquifoliales, Aquifoliaceae.